This is a messenger RNA of Carica papaya (papaya), 5660 nucleotides long. The record is from RefSeq and is a predicted model, not a curated record. Lineage: Eukaryota; Viridiplantae; Streptophyta; Magnoliopsida; Brassicales; Caricaceae.
AUCAUUAACUGUUGCUUUUGAUAGAGAAAUCUAGGUGGUGGAUGGAAUAGCUUUUUUCGUGUUAUUGACCUUUAUGACGUCUCCUGAUAUUUUGGCAAGAAUGGAGAACCCACUGAUCUCUCAAGCUGCAAAUAACUUCAGGAAUUUGAGGAGGAGAAUACUGCUUGCUUUCUCUAUUUAUUGCAUAGAUAUUUGUAGAGUUGUAUGUUAUAACUGUUAAGAUAGUAUUCCGGGAGACUCAGUCAACCAAAGCUCAUGUUGUGGCCAUAUCUAAUGCUGCUGCAAGAAAUGCUGAGCAGCCUUAACCAACUGACUUGAGGAAUCUGUCAGUUUUCUUUUACAUGUGCUGUUUCUGAAUUUCUGUUCAGUUAUUCUUUAUGAUUUUAGUUCCUACUCUGGUGUGCAAAACAUAUUUUCUCUUCGGUUUUCUUUUAGGUGGUUAGUUACCAUCAUUCUCGGAGAAGUGCCUUUAUAAUCUUUUGCAGUUAAGAGACUUUCUGAUGAUAAACAGAGAGAAGAAAAUUUUUCUCAAGAAAAAAUGUUCUAGAAAACUCAGAGAUCAAAGAUUCUCGCUGGUAUCCCUUACUAACUCACCUAGAUAGGUUAUAUAAGAAAGAAAGGCAGGGAAUUCUGUUGUCUUUUCAGAGAAGGUGGGUUAUUGCAUUGAGAAUCUUAUAUCUAAAAACCUAUUAACUAGUGGCUAAAUGGCUGUGGAUUUUUUCAAUGAAUUUGUUCUUGUAACUUAAGGUGAUUAGGAGUAAGUAUAGAUAGCAGAGGAAUGACUGAGAUUCUAUAACUAGGAGUUGCUUGACUGAUAAGAGCCAUUGGAAAGCCAUUUUGCAGCUCUAUGAAAUCUUAAUCCCUUUUAUCUGUUUGAAAGUAGUUGAUGGGUCUCGUAUAUUAUUUUGGGUAGACCCUUGGAUUGGUGAUUUAUCCCUAGCUAAUCUUUUUGCUUGCCUUAUCCAUUUUUCUUCUUGUCAUAAUGCUCACAUCGGGUCACUUUCUCAAUCUGUAAGAUGGCUAAAAUUCUUGGGGUUAUCUUUUCUUUAUGAAACUUAAUUAUCGAGAAUUCAUUGACUUGAUCUUUCUGUUGAACAUCCUUGCCCUUUUAGCAUCUUUCCAUAUCUUGAUAGUAAAAUUUGGAUCCUAGACUCCUCUAAUCUGUAAACUUACAAAACAAUUGUUUAUUUAGAGAAAAAAUUGUACACUUACAAGUCUUUCUUUGCUCACCUUACCCAUAAUUCCAGUUGCCCUAAUGAGGCUUGCUGUAGUGCAUUUUUAGAAGGCUAAAGUUUCUUGUGAGGUUGAAGUUUUUGUUUGGACUACUGCUUUGGACAGGCUCAAAGCUAAUGAUUUAAUGCAGAUUACCGUAAACUAAACAUGCCCUUCACGUAGGUGUGUUUGCCAUAAUAAGACUUUUUUCUAGCACGUUUUGGAAGGAAAAGUUCCUUGAAAAAUGAAGGUUUUUGUUUGGACUACUCUUUCGAAUAGACUCAACACACAAAUCAGUGGACCUAACCAUGCCCUUUGUUCGGAUAUGUUUGUUAUUAACUCAAGGCUAGUGAAUCGUAUAGAAUGCUCGUUUUGCACUCUUAGGUGGCUUGGAGGCUUUGGUUUAGACUCUCUGAUACUUUUAGUAUCAUGUGGGGAUGAACUAGGGUUAAUUUGCUUAUUCAUUUUUUGAGGAUAAAAAUCUAAAUAGAGUGCCAAUUAAUCCUUCUCGAGUGAGAUUAGACUAAAGAAAUACAAAGAGUAAUGAGAUCCGAAAAUACUAUUUUCGAUGAGAUGAGAAAUAUUGCUACGACUUGUUGAGCCUUUAAGAAUCUUUUCAGCCAUCCCAAUAGCCAGAUUGUGGAAUAUAAAUUCUAGAAUCAUCAGGUACAUACACUUGCUAAUCUUUUUUCCAUCACACUAUCAAAUACCUUGACUAUUACCAUAGUCGCUUUAUCAAGGUGUUCUGGCAAGUCAAGAUUCUUUCUAAGGUGAAGGUGUUCAUGUAGAUUGCAAUCUACGUCAGUUAAACACCAAUUGACUGUAGCAAGUUCAUGGGCCUAAUCGGGAUUUGUCUCCAGGCAUUUGUGUGAUAUGCUGUAUAGAAGAGGAAAAAAUUGCUUCUAUGUGAGCUGGCAUGGAAGCUAUGAAUAAGGUUAUCUGACAUAUUUAACCAACCUUGGAUAACAUCUUUUUCAUUGGAAUGCUUUGCAAAUUCCAAUUUUGGAGGCAUAGGAGUAAGGAGGAAAGCAAGACUGCUAUGGCACAGAGCAUUAUUUGCAGAUCUAUGGACAAUUUAGUUCAAAAUGAACCAUUGAAUAUUUCACAAUCAACCCUUCUCAGAGCUUUAUUGUGUAAGGAAAUGACUUUUUUUUGCUUCCCAAUGGGUAAAGGCUUAGGGGAAUUCUCUGACAUCUCUUUUACUGUUCUUAACAUGAACUGGGGAGCAAUAACCACAUGAUCAUUGGUGGUUCCAUUUUGUCCUUAGCAAUGUUAUUUAUGUUAUUUUGUUUGUUUCUCGUAUCCUUUCAGCAUGAUAUGUUAUCCUUUAUUUUUGUAAUGCUCCAUUUUUAAUAUAAAAAAAGAAAUACUAAUACUAAUGGAAUCAGAAAUAAUAAUACAUUAAUACAAAUAAGAAAAUAAAUACUAGUAAGAGUAAAAUUUUAAAAGUUAUUAGGACUAUAAUAAUAUAGUCCUAAAUAGUAUAAUAGUCUUAUGUGUAAUAGAAUUAUGAUUUCUAUUUCAGCAAUCUAGAGUUAACCCACUCUACACCAUCUUCUCUAUGCUCCUUAAGGGAGUUGGGCGCAUAAGGAAGAUAAUCUGCUCCUCUUAGGUGGAAAGAAGUUAGGUCCAACUUUUUUUUUCCCAUACCUUACGUAAUUUGAAAGUAGGGCUUAUUGUUGAGCCACCCGGGGGUCUAUUACACUAUCAAAAUAGGGAAAAUCAAGAAAAAAUUUUGCACCAGCACCUCCCUCUCUACGCUUCCAUUGUGCUUGAUUAACACUGCCUUCAACUCUUGUGUGCAUCCCCUAGAGUUUCCUUGUUAGUUCUCUCAAUUGCUUCAUCAACUCCUAUGUUACGAACUUGAUACAUGGUUCGAAUCUGGAAGGUAAAUGUUUCGGGUUUGAGAGAAAGAGAGAGAGUUACAAGGCCUAGAGAAUGGAAACAGAGAAAGAGAGAGAAAAAAUUUGAGGGAGAUGAUGAAAAUACACACAAAUAAUUUAUUUCAUGCUUACAUCUUCGAAACAGGUGAUUAUGUACAAAAAGAUAAAUGAAAAUGCUCUGAAUCUACCCCAUUCCGCCAGAAACAUGAGAGCCAGGCUCAAAAGAACCCUAAGCGGCGAAAAUGCAUCUGUCGAGUUCCAGAAAACACUAAUCCCAUUUACCUUGAAUAACCCUCUUAAUCGCCAUCCAUGAGUCCCGGAAUGCAGAUCUGGUGGCCAGGAUCUUCUCCUCAAGCAACAUAGAUGCGUAUCGGAUCUUCCGGCUCAGAAAGCCACACAUCCCAGGUUUCCCCGGUUGUCGCCACGUGUUUUAAUCUCCUGGAAUAUACCUUUAGGUGAUCGGUUUCUCUGCAUUCAGUUCCACCAUUUUCUUCAUGCACCCGUUGCCAUCCUCUGUUCUCCAGCUCAUUUUCUUUCAUUUGCAACUGAUUCUCAACAUCCUACUGCUUUGCCUAAGAGGUUGCACAAUCUUUGUCCAUUUAUGUGAUCAUGCACGAGCUGGAGUACGAUUCUUCUAUUGUAUGUUCAGGAAGGUCUCAAACUAUAUUGACAGUAUAGAGGUUUUGCAUUACUCCUUGCUUUAUUACUAAGUUCUUAUGGCCUCAAGUUUGGGAUUUAGUUACAAGUCCGUUGACAGAAAACAUUGGUAAGAUUGGAAGUGUGUUAGAGUGUGUUUGACUUAAUUUUCUAUUUUUUGCUUUUAGUGAGGCCUCAUUACAAAGAACCUCCCAAUUUCUAAAGAUGCAAAUAACUCAAAGGAUUUGACAAGGAAAACACUGCUUGCUUUCUUUAUGCAAUUCAUAGAUUUUUAUUGACUAAUGUUGUAAUCACAAAUUGAGCAAGUAUAGCUGUAAAAGGGAAACAACAUAAAUCUAUGAGCAAUCAUGAAAAUAGGAUAAUAUUUUCUGGAGAGACAAUAGAAAAAUAAAAUAAAAUCUGUUAGAGAGAAAUCAUUAAAAAGUAGAUCAAAUAAGCUUGGUCUCUGCACUAUUGUAUUCCUUUUUUAACUCUUAUAACCAGCCCAGAAAAGAGAGCUAAUAUGAUUGAAUUCUUCUUGUUGUCGGGCUGACAGGAAUCCACCUAAUUUGUUUUAUUUGUCUCUUUCCCCCUGUGUUUACAACUCAGAACGAUAUAUAUACAUAUAUCUUUUAAAUUUUAUCAUGAAAGAUCUAAACAAGUUUUUCAGAAGAUAAUCUUACAGAUAAACUCUUAAAAGACAGGAAGAAAGAGGGCAGUCUCCGGUUCUAUAAACCAAAAUUCAGCUAUAUCUUCUGUGAUAUGGAUGGCACACUACUGAACAGCAAAAGUCAAAUUACAGAGACAACUGCCAAAGCUUUGACUGAGGCUUUGUCACGGGGUGUAAAAGUGGUGAUAGCCACUGGAAAAACUCGUCCAGCUGUGAUAAGAGCCUUGAAGAUGGUUGGUUUAGCUGGUAGGGACGGCAUUGUUUCUGAGUCUUCUCCUGGGGUUUUCUUACAGGGGUUGCUCGUUUAUGGUAGACAGGGACGAGAAGUUUUUAGAAGCAAUUUAGAUCCGCAUGUUUGUAGGCAGGCAUCUCUUUACUCUUUGGAGAACAAAGUUCCACUUAUUGCAUUCAGUAAGGAUCGCUGCUUAACACUAUUUGAUCACCCUCUUGUUCAGUCACUGCACACUGUAUACCAUGAGCCGAAGGCAGAGAUCAUGGAUUCAGUGGACCAUCUUAUUGCUGAAGCUGAUAUACAGAAGCUGAUCUUUUUAGACACUGCUGACGGGGUGGCUACUGUUCUCCGGCCAUACUGGUCGGAAGCAACUGGUGAUCAUGCCAAAGUUGUCCAAGCACAGGAAGACAUGCUUGAAAUUGUCCCACCUGGAACCUCUAAGGGUAAUGGAGUGAGAAUGCUGAUUGAUCAUUUGGGAAUUACGGCAAAGGAGGUAAUGGCUAUUGGUGACGGGGAAAAUGAUAUCGAGAUGCUUGAAUUAGCUUCUCUAGGCAUUGCUCUCAGUAAUGGCACGGAGAAGACAAAAGCAGUGGCUAACGUGAUAGGUGCUAGCAAUGACGAAGAUGGUGUUGCUGAUGCCAUCUAUCGGUAUGCAUUCUGAGAUUAGAGGUGUUAACAAUUUGAUGAAGUUGAUAUUGAACAAUCUACAAAGUCUUGGAUGCAACCUGCAAUCUUAUGGCAGAUUAUACAUUAAUUGAUGCUUUUCCUCCCAAAAAUCAGGAUUGAUUUAUUGACCUCUAUAGAAUUGGUAUCCUUCUCUAUUUUUUAAGAAUCAGAAUCAUUGGUUAGAGCUGGUAAGAUUUACGGAGAGAACUUCCAUGCCACUGUAAAUGUUUUGUUUCUGCAGCAGGCCGGUGCAAGCAAGCGUGCUCAUUCACACUUAACUUAUUUAUGUUGUUAUAAUAAUAUAUAGAUAUGUAACCUGCACUAUGUACAGAUUUAGUUAUACUAAAAAUUUUAUUAAACA